Molecule: messenger RNA, 1652 nt
Organism: Naegleria gruberi
Lineage: Eukaryota; Heterolobosea; Eutetramitea; Acrasida; Naegleriidae
Exons: 1
Coding region: 4-1572 (522 amino acids)
Source: RefSeq, a predicted model, not a curated record
ACGAUGCAUUCCAAACGUACAUUCUUAUUGGCAUGUUGCUUUGCCUUGAUGUUGUGUUGUCAACUUUGGGCUGCAUUCGUGCAUGCUCAACAAUUAGACGAAACUUCUACCUCCAAAACUUCACAAGCUUCCAGAAGUACAAUUAGAGAAUUCAUUCUCGAUCCAACUACUCGUCAAGUCAUCGAUCAAAUGAAAAUUGCAGUCAGCUCUGAACAAGAAGUUGAAAUUGCUGAGAAUUUCGUAUUGAUUGCUGCAAAAUUGAGAGAAAUUUAUGAAACUAUUCCAAAAGAAAGAUUUGACGAAAGUGAAAUUAUUCAAUUGAGAGAGGAAUUAUUGGAACUCAUUCAAUUCUUUACCAGAAAAGCCAAUCGUCCAAGUGUUGACAUGAUGAAAUAUUCAUUGAUUCAAAGUGCUACCGAAAGAUAUGUAAACGAAACUCAAAAGAAAAAAGAUCUUUCUAAAAAUAGUGAAGAAUCUGAUGCUGAAUGGAUCACUGCUGCCUUGAAUAUUGCCAGUAGUGUCAUGAAUAUUGCAAAUGACAUUGGUACUUAUCAUGAAAAGAUUUCCAAAGUUGGUAAUUUCAUUGCUAAUCAAGUUUCUAAUGGUUUGGAUAAAGUUGGACUUAAGAAAGCUUCUGGAUGGGCUAAAGAUUUAGGAAAUGGUAUUUCAAAAUUCUCAAAUGAAAAGAUUGCCCCAAUUGAAAACAAAAUUGCCAAGAAAAUUGCACCAGUUGUCAAAUCAGCUCCAUUCCAAGCUGUCAGAAGAACUUUAAAUGUUGUCACUGGAGUUAUGAGUUUGAAAUCUGGAUUAAACCUGUUGGGUAUGGCAAAGAAUGUUAAAUUACCAAAGAAUUUCUCAGCCCUCAAGUCAUCAAUCAAAACAACCACAAAAGCUGCCAAAUCACUUUUCAAGAAUAAGCAAGCUCGUAGUCGUUUCUCAAGAAUUGCCAAAUUGACUGGAAAGAGAGCAUACAGAACUUUCAAGAAGGCAGAUUUAAAGACCAAGUACAAGACUGUUAAAUCCUUAUAUGGAGGUGCUAAAUCUAUUAAGGGUGCUUUGACUUUUAAGAGAAAUGAAAGAAAGCCAAGACAAUCCAAUAGAAGAAAUAAUCAAAAUAACAGAUCUAGACAAUAUGGAAGAAAUAGAAGAAACCAAAAUGGAAGAAGAAAUAACAGAUCAAAUGGAAGACAAAGAAACAAUUCUCGUUCCACCAAUAAUAAUAGAAGAGGCGGUAGAAGAGGUGGCAACAGAGGUGGCAGAUCAGUCAAUCGUAACAAUCAAAGAAGAAAUAAUAACAGAUCACGUGGAGGACAAGGAAGAAGAAACAAUGGUUCAAGAAGAGGUGGUAACAGAGGUAAUACUUCAAGAAAUUCUCCAAGAAGACACAACACUGGUGGCAGAUCUCGUCAAUCCAAUAACAAUAGAAGAAGAAGCAACUCUAGACCAUCUUAUGGAAAUAGAGGAGGUAGAUCAUCUUAUAGAAAUUCUUCACCAAGAAGAUCUUCACCAAGUAGAGGAUACUCUCGUGGUGGUGGAUCUAGAUCAUCAUCUCGUGGAGGUGGUAGAUCAUGAUCUCGUGGAAGUGGUAGAUCAGGAUCUCGUGGUGGUCGUGGAGGAAGACGUUAAAUAAAUUCUUAACACACUAUUCUCUA